AUGUCUACCAAACCACCUCCGACAGACCUUCCAAUCUACUCCUUCCGCACGGCAAGGGACCUCGAGGGCUUUCUCGAGCGCGAGCACUCCAUAGCCCCAGGUUUCUACCUCAAGCUAGCCAAAAAGGCCUCUGGAAUUAAAUCUGUAUCAUCCUCCGAGGCCGUAGAAAUAGCACUAUGCUUCGGAUGGAUCGACGGGCGCGCGAACGGAUUUGACGAGAACUGGUGGCUAGUGCGAUACACACCUCGCCGAGCAAAGAGCAUCUGGUCACAAAAGAACGUCAAUAUUAUCAGCCAGUUAGUAGAGCAGAAUCGAAUGCGCCCGAUGGGCCUAGCUGCUAUGGAUGCCGCAAAGGCUGAUGGACGCUGGGACCGUGCCUAUGCUGGACCGGCCACUAUCACGGUUCCCGAUGAUUUUGCUACUGCAUUAGCAGAGGUACCUACUGCCUUUUCUUUUUUUGAAGCGCUGAAUAAAAGCGAUAGGUAUUCGGUGUUGUGGCGGGUUCAGACUGCCUCGCCUACAGCGCGAGCAAAGAGGAUUGAGACAUUAGUUCAGACGCUUGCGGAAAGUAAGCGACCGAGUGAGAUGUCUGCGUCAUCAAAUAAGCGCAAGAAGGAUCCAGAUGAGAGAAUUGUACCACAAGGAAGAAAACUUAGAGCAAGGAAGAAGAAAAGCUGA
Penicillium taxi is the source of this 678-nucleotide messenger RNA. Its product is annotated as YdeI/OmpD-associated family protein. The record is from RefSeq and is a predicted model, not a curated record. The transcript has a single exon. NCBI's taxonomy places the organism in Eukaryota, Fungi, Ascomycota, Eurotiomycetes, Eurotiales, Aspergillaceae. Bases 1 to 678 code for a protein of 225 amino acids.